GUUCCGGCCGGCGCGCGACUCACGUCCCGAGGUCCUCGCCGUCAUGCCAUGAGGAUGGAGGCGCUGGUGGACCCGGCGGACUCGAACAACAACCAGUCGGGCCUCGGCCCCGUCCCCGUCGCCGGGAUGGUCGCCGGGGCCGGGGCGGUCGACAAGUACUCCCUGCGGCCGCGCUCCCUCAAGAAGCGCGCCGAGACGGAGCUUCGCCGGCAGCAGGCCGCCGCCGCGGCUGCCCAGCAGCACCUGGCCGUGGCGCUGCAGGGCGGCAUGCGCUACGUGCAGCACCAGCAGCACCCGCCGUCGCCCGCCCCGGUGGCGCCGCCCGCCGCGACCACGCGCCCCAGCCGGCCCAAGCAGAAGCCCGCGCCGCUCAGCAAGUACCGGCGCAAGACGGCCAACGCGCGCGAGCGGUCGCGCAUGCGCGAGAUAAACGUGGCGUUCGAGACGCUGCGGCGCGCCGUCCCGCACACGUCCGCGCCCGCCUGCACCAGCGAGAAGCUCACCAAGAUCACGACGCUGCGCCUCGCCAUGAAGUACAUCGCGGCGCUGUCGCAGGCGGUGCGCGAGGCGCAGCAGGAGGAAAUGGGCAGCAUGGACUCGGUGGACGCGGCGUCGCCGCUGACCCUGGCCGACGACCCGACCGCCUACACGCCGCCCCUGUUCGGCGCACCGGACUCGCCGUGCUCGCUGGGCUUGGGCCUGCCCACGUUCGACCAGUUCCGCGGCUGCGGCAGCGCCUCCAGCUCGUCGAGCCUCAGCGCCAGCCAGGGACUCGGGGACGCCGACUUCGCCGACCACAACUCUCUGCUGUCGGCCGACUUCGCCGACUUCCCGGAGCCCUCGCUCGGCAUGGGCAGCAUCGCCGACCUGGUGGACCCGUGCCUCACCGCCGUGGCGCUCACCUCCGAUGACUUCUACGACGCCACCUUCAUGACGGAUUUCAGUUAGCUGUGUGUUUCUAGUGAAGUACACGUGUUGCCUGACGCACUGCCAGCCCCGUGCCGGGUCCGCCGUCGGGCCCGGGGUGUACUCGCUUCCGAGGGGAUUCGAGCUGGCGAGUGCCGACACUUCACGGGGUUCGAAUCCCGCCGGAAGCGGCCGACACCGUUCGAAACUAUAGCAUCAAAAUUCUUGUUCCCUCCGCGCGUCGAAGCAGGGCGCGGGUAUUGGAAAACGACCGUCGUCUCCGCCAAACGGCUCAAUUACUUCGUCCGAAUGAAAGUGUGCUUUUUUUGUGGGAGCGGCCGAUUGUGUAGACUGGUGUGCCCACGGGCCGCGCCUGCCGCGCCUGCCGCGGCGUGUGCUGGGGUGAGGGAUCCAGGUGGGCGAUCCCGGCCUAGGCCGCACUGUACAGGAAGGGGACCGGGGUUUGCGUGGGCAUGCACUGCAACACUAACGGCCUGCCCUGCCCUGCCCCGCCGCAGCCAAAGCUAUUAUCCCGGCUAUGAAUGAAUGCACACGAGGGAAGAGUAAGCCGCGCCCAGUCAAAACGUCUCAUUUCGACCAAACAAAACGUUUCACAGCGUUAUUCUCGGGUUUCUUUUGCAUUUUAUUUUGCCUUUACUGACCUGAUUUUGUUACUGCCGUAUGCGGACCACAAGUUGUUUUUUUUGUAUUUGUUUGUAAGAUAAAAAGAUGUACCUGUAACGUUUUGUGAUCUGAUGCAAAGGAUAUUGUACAGGACGAGUAGAUUUUCGGCAGAGUCGCAUUUUAUGCGCGUGCGCAUCGGAGCACAGAGAAGAGAAGUUCGUAGUAAAAGUUGACGACGAAUAGAUUUUACUUCUCCCUUUUUUUGUAUGAUUCUUCCUCAUUUACCUGACGAGAUUCGCUGCCCUGUCGCCGUGCAACGUAAAUUUCUAUUUGGUUACGAAAGACAACGAAAAGUCCCCUCGACGAAAAAAAAUAACGUGUGGGCGAGACCGCGGAGGAGGCGUGGUGGCGUCGCGGUAGUCGCUCCGAAUGUGCUGUCACGCCCCGGGCCCUGUUUAUGUGGCGGAACGGUUCAAUCGCUCGGAAGCAAAACGGUCUCCGUAAGCCUACUCCCCUCCUCUGACUUCCUCUCAAUAAUUUAAAAGCGGGCAUAUAUGCUUCGGAAAGGGGGGGGGGUGCUCCUCCUUGUGUUGCCCUUUGAUCUGUGGGAAAAGAAAUUUGUUCGACUUUAAAUAGGCGUCGGAAAGUUAAGUGGGUUAUCAUCAUGCCUGUCUUAUUUUUGGCUAGUCUGAAAGUCUGCAAUUGCCUGUCUGAAUUUUAUAGCCUCUCUCUCUUAUUCUUUUUUCUCUGCCAACUGUAAAAAGAAAACAUACAGCAGCGUAACGUACACUUCGACGUGCCGCUCGCCAAGAAGUAUUUUUCACAGUGUGUAGAGCUCCAAAAGGCCUAUCGAUGACGGUCUUCUUUCGUUUCCGUUCACGUAGGAUUCGUCUCUCUCUGUAUUUUUUCUCUCUUGCGGAGCCUUUGUUUGUCUUUAUCGCCUCGUCCUUCCCCGGGAUGGGAGAGUGGGGUAAGGACGUCCACUUGCGGCUCGUCAGGAAAAGUGCCAUAUGAGCAUUACUUUAAUAUUAUUCUCUUGUUUUGCCAUGCCAAACCAGCCCGUGAAAAUGCCAUAAUGCCAUAUAAUGAGUAGAAGGCCUGCAAGAGACCUUAUUGCAGUGUCUUAUGUCCUGACUUUUUCCUUAUGUGUGUAAUUUAUAAGAAUGAAUGUAAAUGAGUGCCAGGCGUUGUGCAAUUGCCGAUUUAUUUGUAAAUACACCAGGGUAUGCGUGUAAAUCAUGUGAGAAAAUAUGUUUAGUGUGUUUAUAACGUAACGUCAUUUCUACCGUCCUUAUGUUUAAAUGUAUAUUUUUCGGGUAAAAAUAAAUAGGUUUAAAUUUAAGGUCUACAUAUCAUUAAAUUAUUGCUAGGAAAAUCCUUACUCUUGUUGUAAUUUGUUGAAUAAUUUUCAGAGUAUAUUUCGGUAUUGUCUUCGUAAGUACUGAUUUUCUAGAUCGCGCGGAGCGCAAAUUGUAUUUUCUAUGUAGUGUUUCGUCUGUAGGGAUGUUGUGUUACCGAUUGAUGAGAGGAGAUUUGUUCUUGCCUGCAAAGAGUUGUGAAUUAUAGAAAACCUGUUACUA
This is a messenger RNA of Frankliniella occidentalis (western flower thrips), 3110 nucleotides long. It is a transcript of the gene tx, whose product is annotated as helix-loop-helix protein delilah. The transcript has a single exon. The record is from RefSeq and is a predicted model, not a curated record. The coding region runs from base 49 to 948 and encodes 299 amino acids. Gene Ontology annotation, molecular function: protein dimerization activity. NCBI's taxonomy places the organism in Eukaryota, Metazoa, Arthropoda, Insecta, Thysanoptera, Thripidae.